Chara braunii is the source of this 2225-nucleotide messenger RNA. The record is from the annotation of a GenBank genome assembly. Lineage: Eukaryota; Viridiplantae; Streptophyta; Charophyceae; Charales; Characeae.
GGUUGGUGGUCUUCAUACAUCCGGUUGUGGAGUCGUCAUGUUCUUGAGCGAUGACAACAGCGGGAGUUGGUACUGUUGCGGAGGUGUGGAGAAAUCAGAAACAGGGAGGACUAACUACGAUGGCAGAAAGUUUAGGACCUUCUUCCUUACGUCUGUCUAUGACGGCGAGGGAAAGAACUGGGUCAAGGAAGACAAGAAGGUGUCUCUUGACCUUCGGCUCUUCCAAGGUUAUGGGGUGAAGGCUUUGUCGAUGAAAGCGUUUGACAUGCGAGGGAACGGAAGGGAACCUUUGGUCCAGUUCAACAGCCCGACGGACCAGUUGGCAACUGUCGUUAUGCGAUACAGGGAACAGUUCGCGACGUUGCGUGCUGCCCAGCAAGUUGAUUGUGUUUUUGUGCCCAUUGAUGCGGGGUCCAAACGCCGCCAAGAUCCGCCGGCCAGAGCGGGUGGGAAGAGGAAACAAUUGGCGACUGCCCCGCUUUCGUCCAAUGCAGUUGCCCGGGCUUUUCCCACUCCGGUUCCGCCCUCCGAUCGACAAGGUCGCGAUGCGGCGGAGCAGUCCAGCGAGGCCAUAGACUACAACGACGGAGCUCUGCGCCACCUAGCUAGUCCCCAACAUCGUUCCCGGGAGGUACAUGUGCCUUUAACGAGGAGUAAUGCGAGGGCCAAGAGGGGGAAGGCGGUGGUGAGGAGGGGGACGACGGUAACGAAGGAGAUGCUGAAGGAUGGGAUAGAGAAACAUGGCUCACGGGGAAAGAGAAAGAGGGGAGAAGCGUUGACCUCUACUGCCAGCCAAACGAAACAAGCGAGCACUGACGCCGUCAAUGAGGCUUGCGGAGCGUUGACGGCAUCCCAGGAAGCGCAGACUCCUCGGAAAACUAGGGGGGGGGGGGGAAGUGGCAGUCGUGGCGGCGGCCGUGGCGGCGGUAGAAAAGGCUCGCAGAGGGCCAGGACACAAGAGUUGCAGGACUCUGGGGAUGAGGACGAGGGGGUGGGGCCUCGCAUGCCCGAUGAUGUUAACGAGUUGUUUCAGUGCGCCGCGCCCCUUGACACAACACGAUGUUUCUUUCUCGAAUACGACGAGCAAGGCUUCGCCAGGCAAGAUGUCCAUGUUGUUAACGUCGACGUCACAAGAAUCAAACGCAUUCCCCGUGGGAGGAUCCUUUAUAACCACCGCUGCUUGUCCGAGAACAUUGUGAGAGGCAUCGAGAAUGCCAUAGAAAGCUCCCUCACUGCCGACCCGGGGACGUGGGAUAGACCUGAGCUCGUUCUUGCACCUGUUGAUCUGGACGACGUCGUCGGCGGGCAGGGAAGGCGAAUCACGCCGGACGAGUUCUUCAAAAGGGACUCUGCGGAGUUCGACUGGUACGCUGUCUGUGGUCAGCAUACCGCCGAGGCCAUGAAACGGUUGGUGGCAAAGGACUCCGCCACGGUCAAAGUCUAUGGCCUCCGUGCGUACUCUAAAGUGCGAGUCGUCUUUUUCAAAGAUGACCAGACACGAGGGUACUUCAUUGUCUCGGCCUUCGACAACACACGUGAGAAUCGCGCCAUGAUGUUGUCCUUCCAAGACGCUGUGCGUGAUAUAAGGCAAUGGCGGAUCGACAACAACAGAAUCGAGACCCCCAAAACUAAGGUCAGCGAGAAGGAUGUCGUUGUCGUUGCGCGCCAGAAAACGUGGCAAAACUUCAUGAGGGCCUGCAUGGGGAAGGCGUGUGACAAGGCGUUUGUGAAACAGCCGCUCGACAAUGAAUACAGUAAGGAUUGGAGUAAUAAACUCCGGGGGUACAUGAACCUCGCUACGUCCACCGCCGCAGUCUGGCCACUGGUGGAGAGGUUCUUCGCAAUGUUCGAGGAAGGUCAGCUACCAAUCGACGAUGGCAAGAUCCCGCUUGACAUGCCGGGGAGGAUGCCAAAUGAUAUCAUGGCCCCACUUGUCCUCACUAGUGCGGGCGAAUUUGUCAUCCAAGAAACACAUAUUGUUUGGGUCCGCACAAAAGUUGGGAGGAAUCGGAUCGCCUGGCGCCAGCUUCGUUGCCUCAUCAGGAAUAUCAAUCUCAUCGUCUUCGCCGUCUUCGAUAGGCGUACAGUCAAUCCGGUCCACCAUCGAGGCUACAUUGUUCGCGAGUGGCGGGUUUGAGCAUCCCUCUGAUCGACCCGGUCCAUAUUCCCUGCCGUCACGCUCCAUGGCAGCGGACUGCCCACGCCACUCGGCUGCAUUGGUGUCG